GUUUCGACAUUUACAUUGAAAGCCCAAAGCUCACCAAAACACGAGUUAACUCGUGAAGUAACUCGCUAUGUCGUUACUUGUAAUUCUCGAUUCGGAUCGGAAACUCUCUGUGAUGGACUGAAACCUAACCCCAAAACCUUUUUCUUUUGUGAUGGAUUUACCGCCGAUGAAAAACCCAAUCGAAGAUUUGUUCGGAGAAGAUUCCGACAACGACUCUCGAUCUUCGCGCUCGAAAUCCUCCUCCUCCGGUUCUUCCUCAUCCUCCUCGUCUGGCUCAGCUUCGUCUUCCGGGGCGUCUUCCUCUAAAGACGGAGGUGGUGGUGGUGGUAGCAGCUCAAGCGGCAGCGGAAGCAGCGGCGGGAGAGAGGAGCAUGGAGAUGAUGAUGAUGGAGUGGAUAGCUACAGGAGCAAUGAUAAUAAUGGAGAAACUGGAGUUUACGAAGAAGAAGAAGAAGAAGAAGAGGAGAAGGAUCUGUUUGGGUCUGAUAAUGAAGAGUACACUAAGACACCUGCUAUUAGCACUUACUCAAUCCCUGUUUUGCCUGCGGGAUGGAGCAAUGACAAUAACCAUGGUGGGAGAGGAGGAAUGGGUCGUGGGCGUUGGUCUUCUAAUGGGAGAGGAGGACCUGGGCUUCUUCCUCGUCCCGGGCCUUACCCUGGAGGACGUGGUGGCCGUGGUGGGAGGUACCAGAGUUAUCAGCGUGAUGAGCGUUUUGUUUCCGAGCUUAAACUUUCCAAAAGUAAAGAAACCUUGUCUAGGAAAUCUACCGUCUUUCAGGAGCCAUGUGAGCUUACUAGCUACAGUCGUGUAGAAGGUGGAGAAGUGUUCUAUGAUGAGCGAGGUUUGAGGCUUUUCAAGCGUCAUGUUUCUGAAGACAUUGGUGCCGAUUUAAAUCAAGGUUAUGAUACUUUUAUUGAGAAAAUAGAUCUGGGCUCUGAGGGCUUUGGUGACCUUCUUGGCAGCAUUAGAGCAAAAAACAUUUCGUUGGAGAACAUUCAUUUUGUGACAUUCCGUAAUAAUCUGAACAAGAUACUGGGUGCUGCUUACAACCGGCAUGAGCCAUGGGAAAUGGGUGUGCAUAAGAGGAAUGGAACCAUAUAUCUGGAUGUGCAUAAACUGCCUGAAAGGCCACAGAGUGACUUAGAUCGCCGCAGAUGUUACUGGGGAUAUUGUUUCGAAAGCCUUGCAACGGAAGAUCCAGGAAGAGCAUAUGGGGAAGAAAUACACCACGUGGAUGCCAAUGUUGAAUUCUGCUCGGUUGUGAAGACUAAACUCGGAGCUCACCGUGUUCUGAUGGGUGCUGAAAUGGAUUGCUGCGAUGAAACUGAUGAAGGAAGGAGGAUUUAUAUAGAGUUGAAAACUACUCGCGAGUUGGAUGAUCGUACCGUAGAGAGAUAUGAGAGAGAGAAACUGCUUAAAUUCUGGAUACAAUCAUUUGUAGCAGGAGUGCCAUACAUUGUCGUUGGAUAUAGAGAUGAUGGAGGGAGACUAGUACGCACAGAGAGACUGAGAACAAAAGAUAUCGCACACAGAGCCAGACUGAAAAACUACUGGCAGGGAGGAGUGUGCUUGGCAUUUGCUGAUGAGGUUCUUUGCUGGCUAUACGGCACUGUUAAAGAGAACGAAGAUUACACACUUCAGUUCGUGCAUCCUUUCAUGAGGCUAGAGCUUCUUCAAGCUCAGUCUUGUCCUGACGCCAUAACUAAUCAUGUUCACCUUCUUCAACAUCCUUCAUCACCACCACCCCCACCUCAGUAACUCUCUCUGUGAUUCUUUAAUGGAAGUUUAGUACUUGGAGAUCAGAAUCAAAAAAAUUCUUUUGAAUAAAGCUUGUUUAUUUUGGAUUUCUCUUGUAACUUUUAUUAUAAAAGUUAACCAACCCAAGCAAUGAAAAGAUUUUAUA
This is a messenger RNA of Brassica napus (rape), 1904 nucleotides long. Its product is annotated as NAD-capped RNA hydrolase DXO1. Gene Ontology annotation, biological process: NAD-cap decapping; nuclear-transcribed mRNA catabolic process. The transcript is spliced from 13 exons. Bases 152 to 1759 code for a protein of 535 amino acids. Gene Ontology annotation, molecular function: mRNA 5'-diphosphatase activity. Gene Ontology annotation, cellular component: cytosol; nucleus. The record is from RefSeq and is a predicted model, not a curated record. NCBI's taxonomy places the organism in Eukaryota, Viridiplantae, Streptophyta, Magnoliopsida, Brassicales, Brassicaceae.